Molecule: messenger RNA, 671 nt
Organism: Lates calcarifer (barramundi perch)
Lineage: Eukaryota; Metazoa; Chordata; Actinopteri; Centropomidae
Gene: lsm5
Product: LSM5 homolog, U6 small nuclear RNA and mRNA degradation associated
Biological process (GO): mRNA splicing, via spliceosome
Cellular component (GO): Lsm1-7-Pat1 complex; U6 snRNP; U4/U6 x U5 tri-snRNP complex
Molecular function (GO): RNA binding
Source: RefSeq, a predicted model, not a curated record
CCUUAAAGUUUCUAUUUUAUGUAUUCAACAGUGUGUCUAUUCAGUUAAUGUAAAUCGUAACGACGCACUGCGGCAGGCAAGACGAUCUUUCGGUGAUCGAUUCGGGGUUUGAUCGCUUUCGCCUGGCUGCAGUGACGACUCUGCUACUCUGCUAUCGAUUGGUUGCGACUGCGCGUGGAUCAACCAUGGCGGCUACUCAAGCAACGAAUCCGUCUCAGCUGCUCCCACUCGAACUUGUGGACAAAUGUAUCGGCUCCCGGAUUCACAUCGUCAUGAAAACAGACAAAGAAAUCGUGGGCACCCUGCUGGGUUUCGAUGACUUUGUCAACAUGGUCUUGGAGGACGUGACAGAAUUUGAAAUCACGCCAGAGGGACGGAGGAUAACCAAACUGGACCAGAUCCUCCUCAACGGCAAUAACAUCACAAUGCUCAUACCUGGUGGAGAAGGUCCUGAAGUUUGAAUCACUGCAACAUUUUUUGUGUUUGGCCUUUUCCUACCUUGUGUUUCUAAGUUGAUUUAUGUCGUUGUUGUUGUUAAUCCUCCCUCUUCAUCUUUAAGGAGGGAAAUAUUUUUGUAGUAAGAUUCCUAAGUGAGUAUUUGUGUAUCGUGGAUCACACAUGACAAAAAGGCAGGUUUUGUUACGAAUAAAUCUCUUGAAUCUCUCACCUUU